Messenger RNA from Carassius auratus (goldfish), 1333 nucleotides. RefSeq lists its product as uncharacterized. The coding region runs from base 234 to 1199 and encodes 321 amino acids. NCBI's taxonomy places the organism in Eukaryota, Metazoa, Chordata, Actinopteri, Cypriniformes, Cyprinidae. The record is from RefSeq and is a predicted model, not a curated record. The transcript has 4 exons.
GCAAUACCAUCAAGUUUUACCUGGGUUAAAAUUUUUAUUAUGUUUAAGCCCCCCUGCAUGAUUGAAGCAGGUUCUGAUAUUGCACCGGAAAUGGGCGGGGCAAUCUCUGGUGUUUUUCGUGCCACCUGACCCGAGAUUAAUUUAUUAUUAGCGCCAAGUGUGGUUCUUCCUGGUUAGGAGCACGCUCAUGGACGUAAAUGAAGUCAAGUGUGUUUUGGUAAAGAAUAACAGCAAUGUUGCAUUCAAAAUUUUUACUUUUUUCGAUUCAGAAGCCCACAACUAACAGGAAACUCAAACUCAUUAAAUGGCUACAAAGCAAAAAGUUACUAGCAAGGAGAGUAAAGUGCUCAAGAUGUGGCCAUAAUAUGAGAAUGAAGAGAGCUACAUCUCGAAAUCUCGACGGUUUUCAUUGGAUGUGCAGACAUAAAAGUCAUCGAGGCAAGAAAACCAGCCGAUCAGUGCGAGUCGGGUCUCUCUUCGAGAGAUCAAAACUCAGCUUGUCAUCUUGGCUAAUAUUCAUUUACAGGUUUGCUCAGGGAUUGCGGAUUAGACAAAUUGAUAUGAUGCAAGAUGGCAUUGCAAAAAGUUCCAGAACCCUCUCUAAGAUGGCUCGUAUCAUGAGGAAAGUUUGCCACUGUGCUAUAAAACGAUACAGACGAAGACAUGGACAAAUGAUUGGAAGUGCUCGAGAAUUUGCUGUUCUUGAUGAAAGUAACUUCCGUCAUAAACGAAAGUAUGGACGAGGGAGAGCAUCAACAACAUGGAGGCGAAAAAAAUGGGUCUUUGGCAUGCUAGGUGUGAGGGAUAAAUGCAGACACCCAAUCUUGCGGCUUGUGAAAAGAAGAUCAAGACCUCACCUAAUCCCCAUAGUUGUAAAACAUGUGCGUCCAGGCACUACCAUUAUUUCAGAUGAGUGGAGAGCCUACCGGGGGGCUUUGGCCAAUAUGGGCUACAAACAUUUUACAGUGAACCAUUCCCAGUGGUUUGUAGACCCACACAGUGGAGCUCAUUCACAACACCUUGAAAGAGCUUGGUUGACAUACAAAACAAGUGUAUGGAGACUAAGGGGGAACAGGACAGAGAAAAUGCUAAAAGAGCACCUCUCUCUCAUAGAGUGGACUCAUUGGCUUGGUGAAAAAAAUAAACGGGGGCCACUUGGGCGCCUAAUAAAAGAUAUUCACCAUCAAUUUCCUGUUUAGAGGACAACACACUGAACUUUUGAUUGUGUUUUAUGUAAUAUUUAAGUAAAAUACAAGUUAACUUGUCCUCUUGAUUUAAGGUGCACUGAUAUUUAAAAGCUUUGUUUAAUAAAAUGUGUAUUUUACCUUUUUAA